Messenger RNA from Capsicum annuum, 2115 nucleotides. RefSeq names its product SUN domain-containing protein 5. The record is from RefSeq and is a predicted model, not a curated record. Gene Ontology annotation, biological process: protein folding in endoplasmic reticulum. Gene Ontology annotation, cellular component: cytoplasm; membrane. The transcript has 5 exons. NCBI's taxonomy places the organism in Eukaryota, Viridiplantae, Streptophyta, Magnoliopsida, Solanales, Solanaceae. The coding region runs from base 177 to 1964 and encodes 595 amino acids.
CCGGUUGUUGGGGAACUCGAUGCAUUUAUUCUGCACUAAAAAAAUUCACAAAAACUCCUCAAUAAACCACAAAAACAAGAUUCCCAUUUGUCAUUUCUUCAUUAAAAAACUCAAUAAAAUUUGUACUCAUAUGCAAUCUGACACCCAAUCAUGAAACAUAGUAUUAACAAGAAGAGAUGAAGCAACCUCGUAACAUCGUAUACAACGAUGUAGUCUCCAAACCUCACCUGUCUUUGUCCCUAUUCUUUACAGUUUUCAUUUUUUGUUCUGAGUUUCUUCAUGGAAAUGGAGGGAUUUCUCUUGCCUAUGCUGAGACUGUAACAAAUUAUAGUGUUAAUGAUACAGAGUUCAACGGCUCCACUCAACCGCUUCUAGAAAACGGAGGGAAGAACUGCAAAACUGAAGUACUUUUGGAACUCAACUUAUCAGUUAAGAUUAAUGAUUCUUGUAGUCCUAAUGAUAACAAUGCGACCCUUGUGCAUUCACUUCAGAAAACAAGUGCAUUAGAGGAUGCCGUUUCAACUAUUUUAGGUUACAACAUGUUAAAAUGCCAAUUGCAACCACAAGUAGUGCAUAUCCGUCGUAAUGAAGAUCGGCUACUAAAUGGAAGAACUCUCUUGACCUAUCCGAAUCUGGAAGAAUUCAGAAGCAUUACGGAACAAGAAAAGAGAGGGAGCACAGCAAGUCAGUUAGUAAAUAUCACCCACAGGCUUGAGCCUGAUGGUACGCCUUACAAUUAUGCCUCAUCAUCCAAGGGUGCUAAAGUGGUGGCCCAUAAUAAAGAAGCAAAAGGAGCAAACAAUGUACUGAACAAGGAUCAUGAUAAGUAUCUCAGGAACCCUUGUUCUGUUGGUGAGAAAUUCUUUGUUAUUGAGCUUGCAGAUGAAACUCUAGUUGAUGCAGUCAAAAUUGCAAAUUUCGAGCAUUAUUCAUCUAGGCUCAAAGAAUUUGAGUUAUCCGGGAGUUUGAUAUAUCCAACGGAGACAUGGAAUCCACUGGGAACUUUUGUUGCUGAAAAUGUGAAGCAUGCUCAGUAUUUUAAGCUACCUGAACCAAAAUGGCUUAGAUACUUGAAACUAAAUUUACUCACGCAUUAUGGUUCUGAAUUUUACUGUACUAUCAGUUUUAUCGAGGUAUAUGGUAUUGAUGCAAUAGAGCAGAUGCUUGAGGAUCUUAUAGUCACUUCCCCAGAAUCUUCUGCUGAUAAAAUGGAAAACCUUAAUAAAACUGCUGUGCUGUCUAUGAUACCAGAUUCGGGUUCUGACUACCAUGAACCAAAGGAUGUCGUUCAAAAUGUGGUUGAAUCUGCUAACAAGGAGGUAGAAAAUUUUGAUGAAGGGCAAGGUCUUCAAUUAGAUGCAACAAAGAAAGAACAAACAAUAACCACUGGCCCUGAGUUUAUAAAAAAACAUAGGCAGCUGUCAAAUGGGAGAACUCACGGUGAUGCAGUUCUAAAAAUACUGCUGCAGAAGGUGAGAGCACUUGAGUUGAACUUGUCUGUCCUGGAGCAGUACAUUAAAGAGCUGAGCAAGAGGCAAGGUGACAUUCUGCCUGAGCUGGAUAAUGAAAUUUCUCAAGUUUCAGAUCUCCUAGAGAAAAGCAAAUUGGAGAUCAAGGAUCUCCUGAAAUGGAAAGAGAAUACGGAGAAAGAAAAUAGUGAUCUUGAAUCUUGGAAAGCUUCUGUCUUAGCUCAAUUGGAUUUAUUGGUCAACGGAAAUCACAUGCUAAGAUUAGACGUCGAAAAGGUUAUGGAUGAGCAAGAGAGUUUGGAAAGGAAAGAAUUGGUUGUGUUCUCAAUCAGCUUAUCUUUUGCAUGUAUUGCAAUUCUUAAGUUAAUUUCAGAUAGAUUUCAAACAACAUUCGCGACAAGCCGAGAAACUUGUCCACUCAUUCUGGAAAGCUUAAUUGAAAACAAGUCAACUAGGGGAGAACUUUUGCCUCUGAAGAUCAUGAACUAUUUUUGAUGAUGGACUAGCAUCAUGUUUCCCAUAUUCUUUAAGGAAUACUACUAAGAGGGGAGUGGCCCUUUGUAACAUACUUUUGGUAACAUACUAAAAGCUAAGCUGCUCGAAAGGGAGCCUUGGAGUACCUGGUAAAGUUGCUGCCAUGUGAUCA